This is a messenger RNA of Vigna angularis (adzuki bean), 1098 nucleotides long. RefSeq names its product heavy metal-associated isoprenylated plant protein 39. Gene Ontology annotation, molecular function: metal ion binding. The record is from RefSeq and is a predicted model, not a curated record. Bases 239 to 709 code for a protein of 156 amino acids. The transcript is spliced from 3 exons. Lineage: Eukaryota; Viridiplantae; Streptophyta; Magnoliopsida; Fabales; Fabaceae.
CACCUGCUCAAUAAAAACAACCACAUUCAUAUAAAUACUUCUUCCUCUGGUCUCAUCUUUCGUUCUCUGACACUUGUUUCUCCAAACCUACCUUUCCAUCUUUUCCAUCAGACCAUUAUUAGAUACCCUCUUCACCACUCUCUGCAUCUGCACAUUUUUUUUUUCUCUCCUUCUCUUAAAAAAAGUAGUUUUUCUCUCUUCCUUUGGUCUGCAUAAAAUUGCAUAGAUAUAAAAAAAAAUGAAGUUUGUACUCAAGUUGGAUUUGCAUGAUGACAAGGAAAAGCAGAAGGCCUUGAAAACAGUUUCAACUCUUUCAGGAAUUGAUGCCAUCGCCAUGAACAUGAAAGAGAAGAAGUUAACAGUGAUAGGGACAGUAGAUCCAGUAAGUGUUGUGAGCAAACUGCGGAAAUACUGGCAGACAGACAUAGUGGAAGUAGGACCAGUGAAGGAGCCAGAGAAGAAAGAGGAUGCAAAGAAAGCAGAUGCAAAGAAGGAGGGAGACAAGAAAGAGGAGCAAAAGAAGGAAGAGGGCAAGAAAGAAGAAGGAAAAAAAGAUGAAAAGAAGGAAGAUGAGAAAAAGAAAGAGCCAAUCCCAGAUCCUGUUUUGGAAUGGAUCAAGGCUCAAAGGGCUGCAUAUAACCCCUACAUGACCACACACUACUAUGCUCCAAGCAUAGAAGAGAAUCCCAAUGCAUGUGUCAUUUGUUGAAAGAAAGGAAAAUUUAGAUGCAAUUUAAUAGGUGGUUUUGGUGUUGCUCUUCUGUUAGAACUUGAAAUUUUCAUUUGAUCAAACUUCAAUUCUGAUGGAAUGGCAAUAUCAGAAACACCUAAAGAACUGUAUGUAAGUUUUGUCAAAUGUUAAAUAGUAAUCUGUCCAGACACAAGGGAAGGACUCACUUCUUCAUCAUGGUAAUGGAUUCAAUUCUCUUUCACUCCAAUAUGAGUCAUUGCCAAGAGUACAGGAACUCCUUGUAUAUAACAUGGUGAUGUCUUGUUGAGCUAUUGAGAAGUUUUCAAUGUGUAGAGAAGAAGGAAUAAAAUUUUUGGGAUGUAAUUUAAGUAUACUUUAUGUGAAUGUAUCACUAUCCAUUACAUUAA